AUGGCUCCUUCACGACGGCGGUUGAACUACUUCAACCUCCGUUCGAUCAAGCUCCGGAAACCUGUGGCUAUGGCAGCUUCAGGUACUCCUGUCAAGCGCUCCUCGUCGUCCGUCCCCCACAACAAUCCCAAGCGACUAAGGCAUUACCAUCACCAUCAUCGUCUGCAGGAGCCUGUUACUCUCCCGUCAUCCGAGCCAGCUGUGCAAGAUGAGGCCCACGUCGACCAAUUGAUGAACCGUGCUAUUGGCAUGACUUUGAAAGAUGCCGGGUUUAAUUUAGCCGAACCAACUGCUCUCUCGAGCUUCCGCAGUGCGACAGAAGAGUAUAUGCUACGACUUUCCACAUUUGCCCGCCAAUCCAUGCUAUCAUCCCGGCGAACACAACCUAUUCCGCAAGAUUUUGAACACGCCCUCAUCCGUUUCCGUCUUACACCAGAUGACCUCCUUCCUACCCUCAAAUCUGCUCGAUCUUCUAUACCCGCACCGCCAUUAUUGCCUUCUCCGGAGACAGAAGACGUGCUCCCACCAAGCCUACCUUCUCUCACGGCGCUCAGCAGUGAGGACGAUCGCGCGAAUCGCUCUUACAUCCCAAAACACUUCCCCAGCUUUCCCAGCAAGCACACCUACUCUGCCACCCCGGUAUUUGUCGAACGAGAUGGCGACCCACGCAAGAUUCGAGAACGGGCCGCAGAAGAUGGGCGACAUGGAGAGGAGGCAUUGCGCAAGUUGGCAAGCGCCGCAUUCCGCGACAACCAGACAGGCUCUACGGGUCAUCACAAGAAACUCUGGGGUCGCAGAACGGAUAGCAUGGAAACGAUGUUCGAGAAGACCGCCAAAGCUCUCACCAAGAAGCUCAACAAAGACCCUCUUACUACAUCUGCGGCAGUAGCUUUGAUCGACUCCGCCAUGGAAAUCGACUCAGGAAACCCGGCUGAUGCCGACAAGGCCCGGGCCAAGCUUUUAUGGAAUAUGGAGAUGGGACCGAUUGUCAACUGCGAGCGGGAUCUCUGGCGUCGGACGGCGUCGAAUACGCGCCGUGGGGAGGAAAGUGCGAAGCCUUCCGCGAGUGCGGAACCACCUGAGGUCAUGGCUGGCCUGUGA
This is a messenger RNA of Penicillium arizonense, 1101 nucleotides long. Its product is annotated as TBP-associated factor 8 family protein. The transcript is spliced from 2 exons. Gene Ontology annotation, cellular component: transcription factor TFIID complex. Bases 1 to 1101 code for a protein of 366 amino acids. The record is from RefSeq and is a predicted model, not a curated record. Gene Ontology annotation, biological process: transcription initiation at RNA polymerase II promoter. Gene Ontology annotation, molecular function: protein heterodimerization activity. NCBI's taxonomy places the organism in Eukaryota, Fungi, Ascomycota, Eurotiomycetes, Eurotiales, Aspergillaceae.